AUGAAUCUCAAGAUGGUGAUGGAGGAGAUGACGGGAAGAUAUCUCUUCUGCGCAAGUCAGAGGAUGUACAAGAGACGAUUCAUGAAGUGGGAGUGGUUCAAAUACCAGACCAGGCGGUCGCAGUCGACGUUGUCUCAGCCGGACAGUCAAGGCAAGACUUGUCACGGAAAGACUACACGACAGAGUGGCAGGCGUAAUACCCUCCAAAGCUUCAAGAACCACGAAGUAGAGGGGGCUCUCGUGGGAAAUAUGAACCUCUAG
Messenger RNA from Colletotrichum siamense, 261 nucleotides. RefSeq lists its product as uncharacterized. Lineage: Eukaryota; Fungi; Ascomycota; Sordariomycetes; Glomerellales; Glomerellaceae. The record is from RefSeq and is a predicted model, not a curated record. The transcript has 2 exons. Bases 1 to 261 code for a protein of 86 amino acids.